UUCACGGUUCAACAGUCGAAGCUUCUCGACUCGUUUUUGUUUGUUUCAUAGCAUCUCGUCGGUUCAACAAGACCUUGCGCUAGAAGAAGAACAAUUUCAGUUUUGUUUUGUCCAAUUCUCACCUCGUACAGUGACCAAACAACGGUUUCUUUGUUGCUUUUGUCGGAAAUUCAGUGUGAGCUGUACAACAAACACCCUUGACAACAUUCUUUGCUUCUCCACCUUGUAAUCCUCCAUUCACUCUUUUCACGUGUUUCUCUCUCGAUGAUUCUCUGAUGCGCGUACGCAAUUUUAUCGUUACUUCUACGUUUUUCGAUUUCAAUAGGUUUAGAUUGUGUCGUUGGUUUAAGUCCCUGGGAAAAAAAUCCUGAUAUUCAAAUUACCUGUUGAUUUUACUUCAAAACAUUCUUAUGUUUUUAUAGAGCAAUCACCUGUAGAUUUUCAGUUCCUGGGUUUAGAUUAUAAUUAUAUAGCUGGCUAUUUUGGCCAUCCUUGAGGUAUCUGAAAUAGGGGGACUCUUAUUAGAAAAAAGAUAUGAUGAUUUGUUACUCUCCAAUUACAACAUGUUCUAGGAAUGCUAUCAAUAUCAAGGGGCAUUUAGGCACUCACCUCUACGGCGUUGUGGCUCAAGGAUCAUAUAAAUUCUCCUGUCACAGUCUUUUAUUAGGACUUUCUAGAAGACAUUACACCGGUUUUCGCGUAUCGGUCUCUAAUAGACCUUCUAGUUGGCACGAUAAAAGGCUAUUGAUCAAUCGAUCGACCGUUGGUCCUAAGGAAAAGCUUGAAGUUUCUUUCUUGUCCCCUGAUGCUAAAAUGAAAUGCUCCAAGAUAGAAUCCAACAUGAGAAAUCUCUAUUGGUAUUCAAGAUUUGCUUAUACAGGUGUGAUUGUUAGCUUGCUUGUUUGUUAUUCUUCAACUUCCCAAUCAGCGUACGCAGAUGCUUCAAGGGAUAAAGAUGCUAACAACGUGCAUAAUCAUUCGUCUCAUGGUAAAUUCCACAAUGGGAAAAGAGUCUACACUGAUUACUCUAUCAUUGGUAUUCCGGGGGAUGGUAGAUGCUUGUUUCGUUCUGUAGCUCAUGGAUUUUGCUUACGCUCUGGAAAACUGGCUCCAGGCGAGAAGAUGCAGAGAGAACUCGCUGAUGAAUUACGUACCAAGGUUGCUGAUGAGUUUAUCAAAAGAAGACAGGAAACAGAAUGGUUUGUGGAAGGAGAUUUCGAUUCAUAUGUCAGACAAAUUCGGGAGCCACACGUGUGGGGAGGUGAACCUGAACUCUUCAUUGCUUCACACGUUCUCCAGAUGCCAAUCACAGUGUAUAUGAAGGACGAGAAAGCUGGAGGAUUGAUAUCUAUUGCGGAAUAUGGUCAAGAAUAUGGUAAAGACGACCCAAUCCGAGUCCUAUACCAUGGUUUUGGUCAUUACGAUGCCCUCUUGAUUCACGAAAGUAAAGCUUCAAUUCCAAAAUCUAAACUUUAGUAAAUUUAGUUUUGCAUCUUUGACUUUUGUCAGGUGAUGAUGAUGUUUUUGUCUCUGACACAACCACAAUCUAUAUGCCUUGUAGAAUGUAACCUUUUUUUACCUUUUAAUUUGAAAAAACUUCAGUUUCAAAAGCUCA
Arabidopsis lyrata subsp. lyrata is the source of this 1615-nucleotide messenger RNA. RefSeq names its product OTU domain-containing protein At3g57810. The coding region runs from base 535 to 1476 and encodes 313 amino acids. The transcript has 6 exons. The record is from RefSeq and is a predicted model, not a curated record. Gene Ontology annotation, biological process: endoplasmic reticulum unfolded protein response; protein deubiquitination. Lineage: Eukaryota; Viridiplantae; Streptophyta; Magnoliopsida; Brassicales; Brassicaceae. Gene Ontology annotation, cellular component: nucleus; cytosol. Gene Ontology annotation, molecular function: cysteine-type deubiquitinase activity.